ACGCACCUUGCCUUCGGACCACUAACAUCGCGUCCAUUGCGCAGCUCUCAUGGACACUACUCAGGCUCGCAGUGGUGCUGCUCCGGUUCUUGUUGACGACCUCAUUCCAAUCAUACUCGAGAGCGACGACCACUGGUGGCCUAGGGAUUUCCAACGCCUUGCCCUCAUCUCACCCGCAUGGGUCUCGCCCGUCCGGAAACGGCUCUACGCAAACCCCUCAUUGCGCUCAUAUCGCGCGUGCCAUCUCCUCGCGCGGACGUUCACGGAGAACCCGGAGCUGCUCUCGUACGUGCGCCGGCUCGACCUUCACCCUACCACCAGCGAUGAGGGUGCGCUGGACGAGCGGGACACGCAGAGCCUGCGAUGUAUUUUGGGACUCAAGGGCCUGCGGUCUGUAACCUUGGGAGGAGACCUGGCUGUCGCCGCCCACCGGUUCCUCAACGUCAUGGUCGACACGCGCGCCGUAAUGGAGCUUCACAUUGACGGGUGCUUGCUCACACAGGGCCGAUCCGGCUCACUCGCACCCGUAGUCCCCUCGCUGGAGUGGGACGACAGCAUUGCGUUCCGAUUUCCCAACCUCCGCCGCCUCACGCUCCGCAACGUCCUGCUGACCGUUAUACCCUCCAUGAUGGACCGGCCGUCCGGCCUCACCCACCUGACACUCGACAGCGUGGAUAUCGACGUCGGAUUCCUGCCUGACAUCUGCCAAGGCUCCUGGGAAACGCUGCGCGAACUCAGGAUCAUCCGGGGGACCGCGGUCGAGAUGGAAGACGACGUGCGCGCGAUGCUCGAGCUGUGCGAGAACCUCGAAUUGCUGCACUGCGAGGGAUCCGACAUGCUUCACGCGCCGUCGGUGUUCGACGAUGAAGAGCCUCUUCCGUCCCUCAACUUGCGAAAACUGUGCCUCUCCAGCUUCGACGCCAAUCCCGAGACGCUGCGGGCCAUUGCGCAGGCGUGUCCGAAGUUGGAGGACCUCGCGAUCCUAGGGCGCAUCCUUCGCGUUUCUCCCGAUGACUGGACGUCGUUCAUUUCCUCUGGAGGACUUCCUUCCCUCCGACGUCUGAUUUCCCCCUCCGGAACCAACCGCCCGCCUUUUAAAUGGUGGUCGUCCGAUGAACGGGAGAAAUUAAGGCGCACUUGUGAAGCCAGGGGGAUAGCGUUGGCCAGUUUGGCUCACAAGAACGAUCCCCUGGCUGACUGGUGAAUUGAAGUCCCGCCCACGUUUGAGCUUUAUGAGAUCCAUGAUCAUUUAACGUCCGAUACCACCCGGAGCCUUAUAACCCUUGCUUUGCGCACACGCCUGUUGUACGAUAUUUCUCCCAGGAUCCCUACCGCUUGUUUCGCGGUGUGUACUAGUAUCAACAUUUCUUGGACCCUUGUCGCAUACUCCCCGAGUGCUCGUAUAUAUACUCUCCUUCGCUGUGCUGCAACUAUAAUCUUGACG
Messenger RNA from Trametes versicolor FP-101664 SS1, 1444 nucleotides. RefSeq lists its product as uncharacterized. NCBI's taxonomy places the organism in Eukaryota, Fungi, Basidiomycota, Agaricomycetes, Polyporales, Polyporaceae. The record is from RefSeq and is a predicted model, not a curated record. Bases 50 to 1204 code for a protein of 384 amino acids. The transcript has 2 exons.